ACGACUUCACGCAGAGCUUUGGAGACUGGAGUCGGCGGAGUCGUUCGUCGCUGGAGUCGACGGAGUUGGAGUCGCUGCUUCACUGCUUCCGGUUCGCCGCCUUACCGCCGUAACCCCCUCAGCCCUCAGUCGCCGCCCGCCGGUCAGCAGGAAUGCCGGCAGUGCCUCUGGUCUCCUCUCAGUAUUCAUCAGUUCGAAACUAAUUCACUCCGUCUCUCUCCGCCUCUCUCCGCCAACGCCACACCGCCCAGCCGCGAUAGCCGGUCGUCGCUCCGCCGUUUCUCCGCCUCCGCCGUAGUCGCUCGCCGCUCCGCCACACACAGACGCACUGCCCAGCCUCCCCGCCGUCCGCUGCUCCCCCGACCGCCGUCCACCUCUUCGCCGCUGUUGAAGGUACCAAUGAAUUACUUUUCGUCUAGUUACAAAAAGGAGAAUGAAAUUCUCCUGAAGGAGAAUGAAAUUCUCCGGAAGGAGCUUGAAGAGUGUAUGGAGAAGCUCAGAAUUGCCAAUUUUGAAAGUAAAGACUCUGAAGACAGUAAGGAAAAGCUAAUGAGGUAUACACGUGAAUUGGAUAGCAUGGAUACUCAAAAGAUUGUUAAGGUUGAAGCAGCUAAUGUGCUUCUCAAUCUGAAAAUUGAUUGGAUGACCAAAGAAGAAGAUAGACGAAAAGAUAUAGUUAGGCAGCACACAGACUCUAUUAUGAAGCUAAAACACACCAUUGGGCGGCAAGAAAACACCAUUGGGCGGCAAGAAAACAUCAUUGGGCGGCAAGAAGACACUAUUAGGCGGCAAGGUAAGAUUUGGACUGAGUUGAAGACUCAGCUGGAAAUUAGAAACAAAGAAGUUGACGUAACUGUUGCAAAAGGGUUAAGUAGUCUUUUAAGUGAGUAGUCUCAAUUUUAUCUGUUGGUUGGUAGUGUCUAGUUUGUAUCAGUUUUAUCAUUGAAUUGAGGCUUGCAGUGUCUUUCUAGUUGCUACCAACACAUUUUGACUUUUCGGCUUAUAAAAUUUUGUUGCAUCUGUCGACUGGCAAUGGCAAUUUUGCUUGCCAAAUACUCUGUACUCCUAAUAUGAUAGAUAUUUUCGCUUGUCAUCC
Molecule: messenger RNA, 1096 nt
Organism: Ipomoea nil (Japanese morning glory)
Lineage: Eukaryota; Viridiplantae; Streptophyta; Magnoliopsida; Solanales; Convolvulaceae
Exons: 4
Coding region: 400-891 (163 amino acids)
Source: RefSeq, a predicted model, not a curated record